AUGCAAGCCGAUAACCCAAGCAGCAUCAGCCCUCACCGCCGCCGCCGCGGGUGGCAGCCCUCACCGCCUCCCCCCAACACAAAGCAAGGAGACAGCUGUCGAAAGAGGAGCUCUUGCUGCCUUCUCUGCACAAGACAGACACCAGAGAGUGGAGAACUGGGGACCUCGUUUCCGAAACGGUGGAUCAGCAUAGAUAGAAAGAAGUAGUGAGAGCACUCCAGUCCAGCUGCUGCUGCUGCUGGAGGAAGAGGAGGAGGAGGGAGGAAGCUGCGUUCGGAUGGAGAAGAGGAGCAACACAACCAGAAGAAACGGCCACAAGUGAGCAGAGUGCCUGCAGGCUUGUAGAUGUGCAGAAGGCACAGUGCAAGUUCAAGUCCUGGGUGCCAGGUCCAGUGAUUCAACCCCAGACAGGACACCAAGGAAGUGACAGAAAAAGGGUGCCAUGGGGGUUAGCCUGGGACAGGAAGUAAGCUGGCCUUUCCUGUUCUUGCUGCUCAUGAUCACAAUGUCUUCCAUCCAAAGCCAAGGAUGCCCUCAGCGUUGUGAGUGCAUGGCCAAGCUGAAGGCCGUGUCCUGUAAUGGAAAACGUCUUUCUGCACUGCCAGAUGGAAUCUCACUAGACACCAAGGUCUUGGACCUAAGUGGGAAUAAACUGCGCUGGAUAGAGCAUGGCGACCUGCUUCCAUAUACACGUCUGGAGAAGCUGGACCUAAGCGAUAACAUGAUCAGUGUCCUGGAGCCCAAUGCUUUUGCUAGUCUUCAGAACUUGCAUUCACUUUCACUGAGGGGUAACCAGCUAAAGCUGGUCCCCAUGGGGGCUUUCUCACGUCUCUCCAACCUAACUUCACUGGACCUAAGUGAAAAUAAAAUUGUAAUUCUUUUAGACUUCACUUUCCAAGACCUAAAGAGUCUAAAGAACUUGGAGGUUGGAGACAAUGAUCUGGUUUACAUAUCAAAUAAAGCCUUUCUUGGUUUAGUGGGACUCCGAGAGCUGACAAUUGAAAGGUGCAACCUGACUUCAGUGUCCAGCCAGUCAUUGUCCUACCUGCAUAACCUCGAGACUCUUCGGCUCCGCUACCUCAGUAUUAUCACCUUGGAGGAUCAGAAUUUCAGAAAGCUGGGAAACCUGAGGGGUCUGGAGAUUGAUCACUGGCCCUUUCUUGAAUAUAUCUCUCCCCACAGCUUGCAGGGUCUUAAUUUGUCUUGGUUGUCUAUCACACACACCAACAUCACCUCUGUGCCCACCUCUGCCCUCCGCAGUCUGGCUUACCUCACCUCCCUCAACCUGUCCUACAACCCUAUCUCUGUGCUGGAGUCCUGGGCUCUGCGGGACCUCCUCAGGCUCAAAGAGCUGCAUCUAGUCAAUACUAACCUUGCUAGAGUACAGCCUUACGCACUUGGUGGUCUCAGGCAAAUUCGCCUACUUAAUUUUUCGACAAACAGCUUGGUGACCCUGGAGGAUGGAGCCUUUCAGUCUGUCAACACUCUGGAGACGCUGCGUUUGGAUGGAAACCCCCUGGCCUGUGACUGCCGCUUGCUCUGGAUUCUUCAGCGCAGGAAGACUCUUAACUUUGACAAUGCCCCUCCAGUGUGUAUGACACCCGUUGAGGUGCAAGGACGGGCUCUUAGCGCGUUUUCUGACUCGGCUCUCUUUGAUCACUUCACCUGCCAGAAGCCCAAAAUACGCAACAGGAAGUUGCAGCAAAUAUCUGCCCGAGAAGGCCAAGUAGUCUCAUUCAUCUGCAGAGCAGAAGGUGAACCAACCCCUGCCAUUUUCUGGAUUUCUCCACAGCGCCGCCGCAUAACCACAAAAAGUAGCGGCCGACUUAUUGUGUUACCAGAAGGCACGCUGGAAAUACGGUAUGCCCAAGUAACAGACAGUGGAACAUACAUCUGCAUAGCCAGCAACGCUGGUGGAAAUGACACCUACUUUGCUACCCUCACAGUAAGUGGGCUGCCUCUAGACGCAGCCCUCAUGUCCAACCGUACGUAUUAUGCUGGGGACCUUAAUGACACAAAUCUGAACGAUACCAGAGUUUUCUUGAAGUUUACUCUUGACCUGAAGACCAUCCUCAUAUCGACAGCGAUGGGCUGCAUCAUGUUUCUGGGAGUGGUCCUGUUCUGUUUCAUUCUGCUCUUUGUGUGGAGUCGAGGGAGAGGGCAGCACAAGAACAAUUUCUCCGUAGAGUAUUCUUUUAGAAAAGUGGAUGGACCCGCAACCAGUGGGGGACAAGGAGGAGCACGCAAGUUCAACAUGAAAAUGAUCUGAUUGCUCAGAAUUUCUAUUUUUUAGUCCCUAAAACGGUUUCACAAACUAAGGCACAAAGUGACACAGCAGAUAGUAAAGUAGACUCUUGUGUUACGAAAACAUUACAAUUAAUCAUUUCAGAGACCUUUUUUAUACCAAGACAAACUUUUGUUAUUGAAAACCAACUGUAUGCAUGCAUAAAGGUGUUGCUUUCACAU
This is a messenger RNA of Nematolebias whitei (Rio pearlfish), 2466 nucleotides long. It is a transcript of the gene lingo3a, whose product is annotated as leucine rich repeat and Ig domain containing 3a. NCBI's taxonomy places the organism in Eukaryota, Metazoa, Chordata, Actinopteri, Cyprinodontiformes, Rivulidae. The transcript has 2 exons. The record is from RefSeq and is a predicted model, not a curated record. Gene Ontology annotation, molecular function: protein binding. Bases 443 to 2269 code for a protein of 608 amino acids.